AGUGUGCAAAGUCAGGAGAGUGGCUGAGUGUGCAAACCCGCGAGAGCGACUCUGAAUGCAAAGCCGGGAGAGUGGCUGUGUGCAAACCCGUGAGAGUGGCUGAGUGUGCAAGCUGGGAGAGCGGCUCUGAGUGUGCAAACCGGAGCAAGGGUGUGAGCGACUGGGUGUGCAAACCCGAGCAGGGGCGUGAGCGGCCGAGUAUGCAGAUGCAAGCGAGGGCCCCGAGUGUGCAGACGCUAGCAGGGGCGCGGAUUGGGGCCCUGUGCACCCGGAGCACUCCAGAGACCAAGCUGCAGUCAGGAAUAUCUCCGUGGAUUCCCAGGACUUACUUCACUAGAAGCAAGAUGGCUGAACUAAACACUCAUGUGAAUGUCAAGGAAAAGAUCUAUGCUGUUCGAUCAGUUGUUCCCAAUAAAAGCAAUAAUGAAAUAGUCCUGGUGCUGCAGCAGUUCGAUUUUAAUGUAGAUAAAGCAGUACAAGCCUUUGUGGAUGGCAGUGCAAUUCAAGUGCUAAAAGAAUGGAACAUGACAGGAAAAAAGAAGAACAAUAAAAGAAAAAGAAGCAAGUCAAAGCAGCACCAGGGCAACAAAGAUGCUAAAGACAAGGCAGAGAAGCCUGAAGCAGGGCCCCUGCAGCCACCGCCACCACCACCACAAAUACCAAAUGGCCAUGUGAAUGGCUUUGAAAAGGACAGCUCCUCCCCCGAUUCUGCCAGUGAAAAGCCUGUCCUUCUCCCUCGUGAGAAAAAGAUCUCAAUCCUUGAGGAGCCUUCAAAGACAUUCUGUGGGGUCACAGAAGGCAACAGACUACUGCAACAGAAACUCUCUUUAGAUGGAAAUCCCAAGCCUUUACAUGGAACACCAGAGAGGUCAGAUGGCCUACAGUGGUCAGCUGAGCAGCCUUGUAACCCAAGCAAGCCUAAGGCAAAAACAACUCCUGUUAAGUUCAAUGCCCCUGCAGCUCAUCUGGAAAUAAAGCCAGAUGAGCUGGCAAAGAAAAGAGGCCCCAACAUUGAGAAAUCAGUAAAGGAUCUGCAGCGCUGCACCGUGUCUCUGACUAGAUACCGUGUCAUGAUCAAGGAGGAAGUGGAUAGCUCUGUGAAGAAAAUCAAAGCUGCCUUUGCUGAGUUACACAACUGCAUCAUCGACAAAGAAGUGUCACUAAUGGCAGAAAUGGAUAAAGUUAAAGAAGAAGCCAUGGAGAUCCUGACGGCUCGCCAGAAGAAAGCAGAAGAACUGAAGAAACUAACCGAUCUAGCCAGUCAGAUGGCCGAGAUGCAGCUGGCCGAACUCAGGGCAGAAAUUAAGCACUUUGUCAGCGAGCGUAAAUAUGAUGAAGAGCUUGGAAAAGCUGCCCGGUUCUCCUGUGACAUUGAACAGCUAAAGGCCCAAAUCAUGCUCUGCGGAGAAAUUACACAUCCAAAGAACAGCUACUCAUCACGAACUCCAUGCACCUCCCUGCUGCCCUUGCUGAAUGCUCACCCAGCGAGCUCUGGGAAGCAGGGUAACUUUCCCCGGAAAUCAUCCAGCCACACUAAGCCCUCUGAAGGCAAAGCAGCGAACCCUAAGAUGGCAAACAAUCUUCCCAACACUGCCGACACCUCUCACCAGGCCAUGCCGGUCAACAAGCAGAAUGGGUCUUCUAGCCAAAGACGAAGAUUUAAUCCACAGUACCAUAACAGGCUAAAUGGAGCCACCAAACCACAGGGCAGUGGUAAUGAAGGUGACCCAAUGGGAAAAGGCAACAACCGCCAUGAACACAGAAGACCACCACACAAUGGCUUCCGCCCCAAAAACAAAGGUGGUGGCAAGAAUCAAGAGGCUACUCUGGGGACAAAGACCCCCGAAGCAUCAGCCCAUCCUGAAAAGCCCCGGCGAAGGCAGCACACUGCAGACAACUCAGAGGCCAGGCCUCUGCGGGGCAGCGUCUCCAGGGUAUCCCAGUGCAAUCUCUGCCCCACGAGAAUAGAAGUGUCCACAGAUACCACUGUCCUCUCAGUCCCAGCUGUGACAUUGGUGGCCUGAGCUAGAAAGGAAAGAAAUAAAAAGCAGUUUCCACUUGGUUUUGGUUACCUGUCCAAGGUGCUGACCCAAUUCGCUGCCAAAAGAGAGUCAAUCAGCAUAUACAAACCCUAUAUGGUUGUGUCAUCCUCUCUUAAUCAUUUUUACUAAUUCUGAUAAUCAGCUCUAGCUUGCUUCAUCACUUUCAUGGCUUUGCUUGAUCUGUUGAUGCUUUUCUCAUCGAGACAUUGCAGUAUUUUAGCCAGGCAAUAUUUACCCAAGUGUUAGGCAAACCAAGAUGUGGCCAAGGACCAGAGGCUCAGUAGCGACCUAUGUUGUAGCUGUGAUGUCAGUCCAUUGAUUGUCUUUAGAGAGUUAAUGUUGAAAAAAAAAUUCUUACUGAUCAGACAAACAUGAUCUGCUGAAGACACGUGUGCUUUUGUAGACUUUAACAUCUCGUGUUUUUCUGGAAAAAAAAAUAUAUAUACAUAUAUUCCUUUAUUUGAAACAAAUUAAAAUAUGCUGCAUUUGA
Molecule: messenger RNA, 2532 nt
Organism: Erinaceus europaeus (western European hedgehog)
Lineage: Eukaryota; Metazoa; Chordata; Mammalia; Eulipotyphla; Erinaceidae
Gene: SPATS2L
Product: spermatogenesis associated serine rich 2 like
Exons: 13
Coding region: 201-2024 (607 amino acids)
Cellular component (GO): cytoplasm
Molecular function (GO): protein binding
Source: RefSeq, a predicted model, not a curated record